UGCGGCUGUGUUACGGCUCUGAAAGCGAUCUAUCUCGGCCCAUUAACAGUGAUGCAGGAACCUGCACCGAAACAACCAAAUAUUGCUCCUGUCUUGCCCAAAUUAAGUUUCCUUUUAUUGGUCGCAACAAUGUUUCUCGCGUCAGCUAUGGUGAUUUUCCUUUUCAUUCUCCCUUCCGAACAAAAGAACAAAGAUUUUUACACAUUUCAAGGAGUAAACAUCAGAGGCAAGUUAAUUUCACUGGAGAAGUACAGAGGGUCGGUUUCUUUAGUUGUUAAUGUUGCCAGUGAAUGUGGCUUCACGGCGAAUAAUUAUAAAGACCUACAGCAGUUGCAGCGGGAACUGGGGCCAAUGCAUUUCAAUGUCCUAGGAUUUCCCUGUAAUCAGUUUGGAAAUCAAGAACCAGGAACUGAUCAAGAGGUUGAGAUGUUUGUUCGAAAGACGUUUUCAGUUUCCUUCCCAAUGUUCAGUAAGAUCAUUGUCAAAGGCACUGGUGCGAAUGCAGCAUUCAAAUAUUUGAUAGACUCCACUGGUAAGGAACCAGAUUGGAAUUUCUGGAAGUAUCUUGUGGAUCCAAAGGGUCAGGUGGUUGAUGUCUGGCCACCUUCUGUUUCAGUUGCAGAAAUAAAGCCAAAAAUUGUAUCGCUAGUGAGACAGCUCAUUGUGAAACGGAAAGAAGAAAUUGUAAUGUAAACCUGAUUUAUUAACAAUUAUUGUCAUGUUAUUCAAUUGCACAUUAGUAUUGGUCAAUCAUUUCUGUUUCAAUUUAGUUUUAUGAAGCCCACUAAUUCGAAUUAUGUGGCAUAAACUUGAAAGUAAAUUGUUUUUCACAUGCAACAAAAGGUAAUUCAACCACUAUUUAUAGUGUUACAAUUUGUGGGGGGGGAGAAAGAGCAUACAUUUAAUGUCAAUAAUUCCAUGUGAAAUUUACACAAGCUUGUUUGUUACUCAUGUUGAUCAAAAGAUGAAUUCGUGAAUUAUUUCAGGUUAAAAUUCAUUAAACGUAAAUUUAGAUUGCAGUAUAAAUAUUACAGAAAACAGUUUCUUUUUUUGAUUCUGAAGGGGUAAUUUUAACCAGGUGUUAAAUUCAAGAAGGGAUGGGGUGAGCCCCACAUUUUAACAAGCCUUUUCAACUGACCGUCUGAAUC
Messenger RNA from Leucoraja erinaceus (little skate), 1148 nucleotides. It is a transcript of the gene gpx7, whose product is annotated as glutathione peroxidase 7. Gene Ontology annotation, molecular function: glutathione peroxidase activity. Lineage: Eukaryota; Metazoa; Chordata; Chondrichthyes; Rajiformes; Rajidae. The transcript is spliced from 3 exons. Bases 52 to 693 code for a protein of 213 amino acids. Gene Ontology annotation, biological process: response to oxidative stress. The record is from RefSeq and is a predicted model, not a curated record.